Molecule: messenger RNA, 3336 nt
Organism: Odontomachus brunneus
Lineage: Eukaryota; Metazoa; Arthropoda; Insecta; Hymenoptera; Formicidae
Gene: Iyd
Product: iodotyrosine deiodinase 1
Exons: 4
Coding region: 156-1028 (290 amino acids)
Molecular function (GO): oxidoreductase activity
Source: RefSeq, a predicted model, not a curated record
UGCCGAUGCGAUUAAUUGUUAUCGCGUUGACGAGAUCGUGUGCGAACGUGAUGUCGGUGACCUUCGUAACUCCCCCAGCGCGCAUUCGUUCCGACCUGAAACAGUAGCGAGUGAAAAAGGCACGCGAACGUUCCUCUCGUCGCGUACGUGCAAAGAUGAUUUCCGAAUUACUGCCCUUUGCAACCAAGUACUUUAAUUAUUUAUCAAUCAUCAUAAUCUCGUACGUCGUGCUCAUCGAGCUCUACAAAUGGUCGACCAGAAGAACAAGUGAGACGCACGUAUUCGCGGAAUCCGACGAAUCCACGGAUCCGAGUGAAAAAACUAACGAAGGAACAAUACUCGCGGAGCCUGCCUUACCAAGGGAUCUCAAGCACGUACCUUAUCAAUAUGUCAAACUAUCCCCAGAGGAAUCGAUAGCUCGGGCGUCAGAAUUUUAUCGAAUAGCCGCUGCGAGGCGGACCUUGAGGUUCUUUAGCGCGGAUCCUGUUCCGAAGGAAAUCAUUCGUGAGAUUAUUAAGGCCGCAGGUACCGCACCCAGCGGCGCACACACCGAACCGUGGACCUUCGUCGUAGUAUCGAAUCCAUCCAUGAAAUCGCAAAUUAGAGACAUUGUCGAGCAAGAGGAGGAGAUCAAUUACAGAAAGAGGAUGGGUAUCAAGUGGACGACUGAUUUGUCGCCAUUGAGGACUAACUGGAUAAAGGAUUACCUUACCACCGCACCGUAUUUGAUACUCGUGUUCAAACAAGUCUAUGGUAUUUUGCCGGACGGACAGCGAAAGAUCCAUUACUAUCACGAAAUAAGCGUAUCCAUUGCCUGUGGAAUUCUUAUUACUGCUAUACAGUACGCUGGCUUGGUGACGCUUACGUCCACGCCGUUAAAUUGCGGCCCGGCCAUACGCAAUCUUCUUGGGCGUCCAACCUACGAGAAGCUCGCAUUACUAUUGCCAGUCGGUUAUCCAGCUCAACACGCUACUAUUCCCGAUUUGCAGCGGAAACCUCUAUCAGAAAUUUUAGUCGAGGUUGACUGACAUACAAGUGUCGCAUCACCACAAAGGAUAAAUGACGCGAUAAAUGACACAUUGGAGGACGCGAGGACGGUUCAUUUCUUUUUUGUCGUUUAUUCGGAGUCGCGAAAGUGGGAAUAUCUGAAAUGAAUAGGUAAGCGUACAUUUAUAGCGUUGAUGCUAUUUUUAUGAAAAAUUUUAUAUUUUCCGAAUACUAAUUUUUCCUUAUAUUUUACAUUACAUUUUGUGGAUAGCAAUUAUUUGCUAGAAUUGUAGGAUGUAGUGUAUGUGUGUGUGUGUGUGUGUGUGUGUGUGUGUGUGUGUGUGUGCGUAUGUAUGUGUGUGUUGUUUGGCUUAAAAUAUCACUGCCAAUAUUACAAACAAAUUGUAAUGUCGAAAAGAAGAGCUGAUCCCUGAAAAGUAGCACCUGUUCAAAACGUGUGUAUCGUUUGUUGUGUGCAUACACACACAAGUAUAUAUUGUGUACAUACACUAUAAUAUGUCUCUCUUUUUCUUUCUUUCUUUCUCGCGCACUUGAAAAAUAUACAAUGGCACGCAAUGACACUCUAUUCUAAACUUAGUAAAUCCGAUUUGUAUAAACUAGCGUUUAUUCAAAUUUGCAUACAGAACGUUAAAAAUAAGCGAUAUAAAAUAUAAAUCCGUCAUUUUAAUACAAGAAUUUAAAAGAAUGUCGAUAAAUGUGUUAUAACGAGAUACAGAAACUAAUCUAAUACAAUUAGGCGGUCAAAUGGAACCGAGAGGUUUCACAUUAAAGAAUACCAAAUAUCACCACAGCUUCUUAAAUUAAGUACAUUCAAGGUAUAAAAUGUAAAAAUACUGGGCUAAUAAGACGAAGAACAUGUAGAAUAUAAUCCUUUUUUGCAGUAUUCGCAAGAGUCCGUAUAUGAUAGCUACGUCGCUACUAACAGUUCUAUGUUGUUAUUAAGUGUAAAAGCUUUAGUAUCAUGAUACAUACAAGAUAAACAGACAUAAUAUUCUAUUUAUCACUAUUUAUGAAACAGAUACUAUUAAUAUCAUGGUUUCCUAGAAUAUGAAUUUUUUUUCUUUUCGUAUUUCUCUAUAAGACUUGAUACAAGAGCCAAGUCGAUAGCGAGGAGCUAAGAGUUAAUGUGAAAAAUGAACUCGAGAUCGCCAAAUUUUACCUUUUUUUCUCUCUUCAAUUUAAGCAACCGUAAAGAUUACAAAAGCAAUCAAACUUGUUGUAAUAAUAAUAUCAUUGACUAAGAGUAAAAUAGUCUAGAACUAGGAGAGUAUUGUCCUAUUUAGCGAUCUUUGACUAUGUAUCUAUCAUUCGUUUAUACUUUGCAGCGAUUUCGCUGUAAAUAGUACAUGUCGAUUACUAAAAUGAGCAAAAAAUACACUUUAUUCUGUACGAAUGUAAAGUCUAACUUUGUCGGUAAAUCGAACUCUGUCUUUGUCUUUAAAAUUAUUAAUCUCUGCGUUCUUGCCUUGUAGGACUUUGAUCCUUAUUCUGAACUGUCUUUUUUAUCGAUAAAAGUGUCUCUUUCUAAAUGCGAUUAGGAGCCAAAGGCUUACAAGUCACAUUUGAAGACUUUUUUAUUGAUAAAAGAAAGUUUAGAAUAAGGGUCUUUGUAGACAGUCGGUUAUAACUAGGGACGAGAUCGAGUGCAAUGUGUACUAGUGUCGAUUCUACUCGACAGCCAAGCAUCAUUUCUCUCGACUCAAAUAAUAUUUUUGAAUAAUACACCGUACACGCAUGUGUACACGCGCGCGCGCGUGCACACACACACACGCACACGCACACGCACGCACAUACACAUGCACACACUCCACAUACUUUAAAGAAUUUGCACAAUCGAGUACACAUCAUAUAACAUCGAUACAAAGUGCGAUCGAAACUUCACGCAAAACGUAUGUUCGAACCAUUAGUAUUUUACAUUGUUUCAUUUACACGACACACUACCAGCUUAUAUGCACAUUAAUGCACACAUAUGGAUGUAUGGGUGUAUCUGUACAUAGUGCGAUUAAAAAUACUAAUAGAAGGCUCGCGAAUAUACUACAGAUAUAUCGAUAUUAUUGACAGUACUUGGGUGUACACUCGACCACGUCCCUCUAAUUAGGACAUGUCUAUAUAUACUUAUCUGUAAAAGCUAUCUCGAUAAAAUUAUAAAUACGUUUCCUUACGUCUUUACCUCGUUGAGAUCACCAGUGCCUGAGAUAUCUAACGUAGUAAUGCUAUAUAAACAUAUCCUCCUAAUUGUUAUUAUCAUUAUCGUUAUUGUGUUAACAUAUGUUUAAUGUAUCGAGUCGACGACCAAUGCAAAUUUCGUAAUAAAUAGCAAUCGAUGAA